Molecule: messenger RNA, 1198 nt
Organism: Odobenus rosmarus divergens (Pacific walrus)
Lineage: Eukaryota; Metazoa; Chordata; Mammalia; Carnivora; Odobenidae
Gene: PDC
Product: phosducin
Exons: 4
Coding region: 76-813 (245 amino acids)
Biological process (GO): regulation of G protein-coupled receptor signaling pathway
Source: RefSeq, a predicted model, not a curated record
GCUUCUCCUCCACUGAACAUAAGCAAGGAUACCAGGCACAGAGAACCAAACUAUUUUAUCAGAUCUAAACCUAAAAUGGAAGAAGCCAAAAGCCAAAGUUUGGAGGAAGACUUUGAAGGACAGGCCACACAUACAGGACCCAAAGGAGUAAUAAAUGAUUGGAGAAAGUUUAAAUUAGAGAGUGAAGACGGUGAUUCAGUUCCACCUAGAAAGAAGGAGAUUCUCAGACAGAUGUCUUCUCCUCAGAGUAGAGAUGACAAAGACUCAAAAGAAAGAUUCAGCAGAAAGAUGAGCAUUCAAGAAUAUGAAUUAAUUCACCGAGAUAAAGAAGAUGAAAAUUCCCUUCGUAAAUACCGUAGACAAUGCAUGCAGGAUAUGCACCAGAAGCUGAGUUUUGGGCCUAGAUAUGGGUUUGUGUAUGAGCUGGAAACUGGGGAGCAAUUCCUGGAAACCAUUGAAAAAGAGCAGAAAAUCACCACAAUUGUUGUUCAUAUUUAUGAAGAUGGCAUUAAGGGUUGUGAUGCUCUAAACAGUAGCUUUACAUGCCUUGCAGCUGAAUACCCUAUAGUCAAGUUUUGUAAAAUAAAAGCUUCUAAUACAGGUGCGGGGGACCGCUUUUCCUCAGAUGUACUCCCCACACUGCUCGUCUACAAAGGUGGGGAACUCAUAAGCAAUUUUAUUAGUGUUACAGAACAGUUUGCCGAAGAAUUUUUUGCUGGGGAUGUGGAGUCUUUCCUAAAUGAAUAUGGGUUACUACCUGAAAGAGAGAUACAUGCCCUAGAUCAGACCAACAUGGAAGAAGAUACUGAAUAAAGAGUCAUUAUGUCAACAUCUCAUAUUUCUCCUUUACAAGUUGAAUAUUGAUUUUGGCAGAAUCCAUAUUCCUUUAGAGAAUACCAAGUAUGGCCAUGGCUAUUUUAAUUUGUGAGAAAAAAAAGAUUGAUGCUAAAAUUAUUUGAUUAGCAUUACUUAAAUGAAUAGAAGGCUUUACUACAAAAUAUUGUAGUCUUUAGCAACAUGUUAGUAGACAAAGAGGGUAUGAAUAAUAUUGUGACAGUUUUCAAAAAUCCCUUUCAAGUUAUGUGUUGGCUUUCUUACUCCUUGUUUUUUCCUCAGUGGUAUUAUUUGGACUUUUCAAAUUACAUUAUCAAUCACAAUUUUGCUUGUGUGAUAAGAAUAAAGUCUCAUGAGGAAAUAA